This is a messenger RNA of Acipenser ruthenus (sterlet), 4958 nucleotides long. RefSeq names its product integrator complex subunit 2-like. Gene Ontology annotation, biological process: snRNA 3'-end processing. Bases 499 to 4110 code for a protein of 1203 amino acids. The transcript has 25 exons. Gene Ontology annotation, cellular component: integrator complex. The record is from RefSeq and is a predicted model, not a curated record. NCBI's taxonomy places the organism in Eukaryota, Metazoa, Chordata, Actinopteri, Acipenseriformes, Acipenseridae.
UAGUACAGUAAUAUUAUUAACCCCUUGCUUUCUUUGGUUUGCAUUGUAUCCUAUUGGCAUUUCUGAGAACUGCAGCGCUCGUGGCUCGACGACUUUUCGUAUUUUCCGCUGUUAACAAAAUGUAAAUAACGCAGGGCUGCGCACUUGCAGCGAAGCAGAUAAAAUGAAUGGAAAGAGUGGAAUGAGUUUCGCAACCUUGUGGGUUUAAAACGACAUCAAUUAGUGUAGUGAUAAGCUAGAUUUCGUUUUUACAAAACAAUAAUAAUAAUUGUAAGUCAUUUGUAUUUUUAUUUUUUUUUUUUUACCGAACCUGGAAGUCAAGGCAAGUAGAAUGAGACCAGUAGAUUUUUGUGAGAGGAGCCGCCUGUAAAGCAAAGGAGUUGGGCAUAGGCGAUAACCGAGUCCGAGGAUCGAGUGUGACAGCAGGCCCCCGGCGCUGCGCUCGGACGGGUCUACAUACAUAAACGUGUUUUGAAAUCCGAUUUAGAUUCAUACGAAAUGGCCGAGUGUGCGGCUCUUCAGUUUGUGAGCCCUUAUGCCUUCGAAGCAAUGCAGAAAGUGGAUGUGGUUCGGCUGGCUGCUCUGAGUGACCCUGAGCUGAGGCUGCUCCUGCCCUGCCUGGUUAGAAUGGCCCUGUGCGCUCCUGCGGACCAGAGCCAGGCCUGGGCCGAGGAUAAAAAACUGAUUCUGCGGCUCCUCUCGGGAGUGGAAGCUGUCAACUCCAUCGUCGCCCUGCUGUCCGUGGACUUCCACGCACUGGAACAGGACGCCAGAAAAGAACAGCAGCUCAGACACAAGCCUGGGGGAUCAAAUGGGGAGAGCAUCUUGGUAUCCCAGCUGCAGCACGGACUGACGUUGGAGUUUGAACACAGCGAUCCACUCAGGAGACUAAGGCUAGCACUCAGUGAAUUACUAGCCAUAAUGAACAAGGUAUCUGAUUCAAAUGGAGAGUUUUUCUUAAAGUCUUCAGAGCUUUUUGAAAGCACUGUCUAUCUAGAGGAAGUUGCAGAUGUCCUCUGUAUUUUACAAGCAGAACUGCCAUCACUGUUGCCAAUUGUAGACGUAGCUGAAGCCCUGCUGCAUGUUCGGAACGGCGAAUGGUUCCUCUGUCUUUCAGUAGCAAAUGUUCCUGACAGCUUCAAUGAAGUGUGCAGAGGUUUAAUAAAGAACGGAGAGCGUCAGGAUGAGGAAAGCGUGGGGGGUCGGCGCAGAACGGAGGCUCUUCGACAACUCUGUCAGAUGAACCCUUCACAGGCUCUGAGCGUCCGAGCCAUGGUGGUAGAAGAGUGCCACCUUCCUGGGCUUGGUGUGGCUUUGACAUUGGAUCACACCAAAUCUGAUACGGCAGAUGAUGCGGUGAGCAACCUGGUCUCGUUUGUCAGUGGUCUGCUCCUGGGAACCAAUGCCAAAGUGCGAACCUGGUUUGGAAUGUUUAUCCGAAAUGGUCAACAGAGAAAGAGAGAAAGCAGUUCAGUUCUCUGGCAAAUGAGACGGCAGCUGCUUCUGGAGCUAGUGGCCAUCCUUCCGAGGUCCAGAAGCACUCACGUCCCGAACGACAGCGAUUCCGAUCUGGAGCAGACAGUAGCCGGGUACUCUGGACUGAGAGAGGAACAUGUGGUGAAAGCCAGUGCUUUGCUGCGGCUGUACUGUGCACUGAUGGGGAUAGCUGGCCUCAGGCCUACAGACGAGGAGGCCGAGCAGCUCCUGCAGCUCAUAACAAGCCGCCCCCCGGCUACCCCGGCUGGCGUGCGCUUCGUGUCUCUCUCCUUCUGCAAGCUGCUGGCAUUCCCUACUCUCGUCAGCACACCAGAGCAGGAGCAGCUGAUGGUGAUGUGGCUGAGCUGGAUGAUUAAAGAAGAAGAAUAUUUUGAGAGUGCUGCAGGGGUAUCGGCUUCUUUUGGUGAGAUGCUGCUACUGGUUGCUAUGUAUUUCCAUAGCAACCAACUCAGUUCCAUCAUUGAGUUGGUCUGCUCUACUUUGGGGAUGAAGAUUGCUAUUAAAUCUAGCUCCCUGAGCAAAAUGAAGACUAUCUUUACACAGGAGAUUUUCACAGAACAGGUUGUGACGGCUCAUGCGGUACGAGUUCCUGUUACCAACAACCUGAAUGCCACCAUCACCGGAUUCCUUCCCAUUCACUGUAUCUAUCAGCUGCUGAGAAGCAGAGCUUUCACCAAGCAUAAAGUUUCCAUCAAGGACUGGAUUUACAAGCAGUUAUGCGAGACGUCCACCCCACUCCACACUCAGUUACUCCCCCUUAUUGAAGUUUAUAUCAACUCCAUUCUUACUCCUGCCUCCAAAGCUAGUCCCGAGGCCACCAACCAGCCAAUCACAGAGCAGGAAAUCCUCAAUGUGUUUCAGGGACUAACAGGGGGUGACAGCAGUCGAAUUCGUCUGCGAUACAAUAUCAUGUCCCAGCUUCUGGUACUCUAUUACGUCCUUUCGUAUGAGGAGGCAUUGAUGGUAAACACAAAGGCACUUGCUCUCAUGCAAAGGAAGCCUAAGUCAUACUCCGCUGCACUUAUGGACCAGAUUCCCAUUAAGUAUUUGAUCCGCCAAGCUCAGGGUCUUCAGCAAGAACUGGGGGGUCUCCACUCUGCUCUGCUGCGUCUUCUGGCUACAAACUACCCUCACUUGUGCAUGGUGGAAGACUGGAUAUGUGAGGAGGAGAUCACCGGUACAGUCUCACUCCUGAGGAGGAUGCUGCUGACUGGCACUGCCAAGAAAUACUCCCCAAAGCAGCUCCAAGAAGCAUUCCAGAUGGUCCCCUCCAAUAACACUCGUUUAAUGCAGAUCCUUGAACACCUGACCCUGCUGUCUGCCAGCGACCUGAUUCCCUAUGUGGAGGUGCUGAUGUCAAAUAUGAGCCGGCUCCUUAAUGUAGGGGUUUCAAGGAGAAUUUUCCAGACUGUCAAUAAGCUGUGGAUGGUACUUAACACUGUGAUGCCCAGAAGAUUGUGGGUGAUGACUGUCAAUGCACUCCAGCCCUCAAUAAAGUUGCUGCGGCAGCAGAAGUACACGCAGAAUGACCUGAUGAUCGACCCACUAAUUGUCCUGCGGUGUGAUCAGAGAAUCUACAGAUGCCCCCCUCUAAUGGACAUUACCUUGCAUAUGUUAAAUGGGUACCUACUGGCCUCCAAAGCCUAUCUGAAUGCUCACCUGAAGGAAACUGCAGACCAUGACAGCAAGCAGUCCCAGACCAUUUCCAACCUGGGUCUGAGUGGGCAAACAGAGGCUCCAGAGGUGACUCGAGAGGAACUCAAGAAUGCCUUGCUGGCUGCCCAGGACAGUGCAGCUGUACAGAUCUUGUUAGAAAUGUGCUUACCCACUGAAGAGGAGAAAGGCCAGGAUAUCACCACCGAGUCUCUGCUUAAGAGCAUUCAGCACCCUGCUUUGAAACAGGAGGACCCAGAUAGCUGCCAUGUGGGAGGAUCAGAAGAGAAGGAGGGCAGCUUGCUCAGCAACCUCCGAGAAGUCCAGUGUCUCAUCUGCUGUCUGCUGCACCAGAUGUUCAUCGCUGACCCUAACAUCGCUAAGCUUGUUCACUUCCAGGGAUACCCUCAGGAUCUUCUGCCCUUGACUGUGGCUGGCAUCCCAUCUAUGCACAUCUGCCUGGAUUUCAUUCCUGAACUCUUGGCACAACCGCAACUUGAAAAGCAGAUUUUUGCUAUCCAGCUCCUGUCCCACUUGUGUGCACAGUAUGCAUUGCCUAAAUCUCUCAGUGUGGCUCGCUUAGCCAUUAGUGUAAUGGGAACACUGCUUACAGUUCUUACACAGGACAAGAGAUUCUCUUUCUUCAUGCCCACCCUGCCCUGUUUGGUGUCGUUCUGCCAAGCCUUUCCCCCGCUCUACGAUGAUGUCACAGCCCUGCUGAUUCAGGUUGGGCAGGUCUGUGCCUCGGACGUGGCCGCCAAAGCAAGAGAUAUAGACCCCCUCAUCGCACGGUUCCAGCACUUGAAGGAAAAGCCGGAUAAAAUAGCAGGGAUUUCAAAAGCUUCCCUCCAGCAAAGGUUAGCUGGGGAGCUGGCAAGCAGAGACCCAGAUGUACAAUUGUGUUACCGCAUUGAAGCCACAUUCAUGGAGAUUAUUAACAUGACAGUUACUGGUGUAUAACUCGACUAUGUCAGACUUUUUAGCCUGGGACGACAUCCUACAGGCUUAAAAUGACCUGUUUUCAGCAAUGAACUACACUUUAAUGUAUUUUUUUGUUGUUGUACGACCGAUAACAGGCCUAGCCAAGCUGUUUAACAGGGAAACACAACUCAUAAAAACAGUCACCCUCCGUGAAAGCACACUUUAAUUUGGUAUAAGAGGUACAAGUAGUCCUUCACACACAGCCUUACAAAAAGCCACAUGAUUUGAUAUUCAGAAAUAAAAUUUCUUAUCUGGGUGGUAUAUAAGCUUAUUGUAAUACUCGGGUUAAUGUUCAAACCAUUAACUUUAUUAGGAAUUGAAUGUUGAAUUUUACACGAAGCCGAGAAAGAGGUCUACACGGGGAAAAGAGUAGACAGUCAUUACAAAAACCUGCAUAUUCCAUGUGAUAGUUACAGAAUGAUGCAUGGAUGCUUUUUGACGAAGGUAUUUUUUUCUAGCAGGUUUGAUUUUAUUCCUGCCUCUUUCUAUUUAAAGUUCUUCUCAGAGCAGCGGGGGAUAUACAUGUGUUUUGUAAAUUCUUAAUGGGCAUUUCACCCAUUCAGGUUCUAUGCUAUUGUGAUAGGUUGUGGAAGGUAUUGCAGCUACUGGUCUGUUUUCUGGACCACUACAAGCAACAACCUAUGAAGCUAUUUGCCACACUUGACUUUGAAAGAGAACUUUUGGGGAGUUCUGCAAUAUUUUCAAUGCAAGUACAUUAAUUGGGCAGGCAAGCUGGCUGGAAAUGUUGUGUGUGUUUUGAGUAGUCUUGCAUUUGCUGUAGAAUUUAGCUUUUUUCAACUUUUGUAAUAAAGUCUUUAAAACAUCUA